CCGCGGAGUAUUUUGUCCGCCUGCCGCCGCCGUCCCGGCUUACUAGUCACCGAGUUCCAGGCACAGGAACUUGUGUUUUGGGUGAGCCGGCUAUAUUACCGGCAUCAUGGAGUCACCCUUUAGCCCGGGGCUCCCUCACAGACCAGAUGAAGACUGGGAUUCUGCCUUGUUUUCUGAACUUGGUUAUCUCACAGACACGGAUGAGCUGCAGUUGGAUGCAGCCAAUGAGAUUUAUGAAAACAAUUUUGAUCAUCUUGAUUUUGAUUUGGAUUUAAUGCCUUGGGAGUCAGAUAUUUGGAAUGUCAACAGCCAAUUUUGUACAGUUAAGGAUAUUAAGACAGAAGUUCAGCCACUUUCUCCAGCCCCCUCAAGUUCUUCAGUUUCAUCUCCUCGAUCAGUGGACUCUUAUUCUUCAACCCAGCAUGUUCCUGAGGAGCUGGAUUUGUCUUCUGGUUCCCAGAUGUCUCCACUUUCCUUGUAUGGUGAGAGCUGUAAUAGUCCCUCUUCAGCAGAGCCACUGAAGGAAGACAAGCCCGUCAUAGGUCCUAGUAAUAAAACUGAAAAUGGACUGACUCCAAAGAAAAAAAUUCAGAUGAAUUCAAAACCUUCAAUUCAGCCCAAGCCUUUAUUGCUCCCAGCAGCGCCCAAGACUCAAACUAGCCCCAGUGUUCCAGCAAAAACCAUCAUUAUUCAGACACUACCAACACUUAUGCCAUUGGCAAAGCAGCAACCAAUUAUCAGUAUACAACCUGCUCCCGCUAAAGGUCAGACCGUUUUGCUCUCUCAGCCUACUGUGGUACAACUUCAGGCGCCUGCAGUUCUGCCCUCUGCCCAGCCAGUGCUUGCGGUCACUGGGGGAGCUGCACAGCUCCCCAAUCACGUGGUGAAUGUGGUCCCCGCCCCUGUGGUGAAUAGCUCUGUGAAUGGAAAACUUUCUGUGACAAAACCUGUCCUACAAAGUACUGCAAGAAGUGUGGGUUCAGAUAUUGCUGUGCUAAGGAGACAGCAACGUAUGAUAAAAAAUCGAGAGUCUGCUUGUCAAUCUCGCAAGAAGAAAAAAGAAUAUAUGCUUGGGCUAGAGGCAAGAUUAAAGGCAGCACUUUCAGAGAAUGAGCAACUGAAGAAAGAAAAUGGAACACUGAAGAGGCAGCUGGACGAGGUUGUAUCCGAGAACCAAAGGCUUAAAGUCCCCAGCCCGAAGCGAAGAGCCAUCUGUGUGAUGAUAGUGUUGGCAUUUGUAAUACUGAACUAUGGACCCAUGAGCAUUCUGGAACAGGAUUCCAAGAGAAUGAAACCUGGUGUGAACCCUGCAAACCAGAGGAGGCAUCUUCUAGAAUUUUCAGCUAAAGAAGUACAAGACACAUCAGAUGGUAUCAUCCAGAAAAACAGCUACAGUUAUGAUCAUUCUGUUUCGAAUGACAAAGCCCUGAUGGUGCUCUCUGAAGAACCACUACUUUAUAUUCCGCCACCUCCUUGUCAGCCUCUGAUUAACACAACAGAAUCUCUCAGGUUAAAUCAUGAACUUCGAGGCUGGGUUCAUAGACAUGAAGUAGAAAGGACCAAGUCAAGAAGAAUGACAAAUCAUCAACAGAAAACCCGUAUUCUUCAGGGUGCUCUGGAACAGGGCUCCAAUUCUCAGCUGAUGGCUGUCCAGUACACAGAAACCACUAGUAUCAGUGGGAACUCUGGGAGUGAGCUACAAGUGUAUUAUGCUUCACCAAGAAGUUAUCAAGACUUUUUUGAAGCCAUCCGCAGAAGGGGAGACACAUUUUAUGUUGUGUCAUUUCGACGGGAUCACCUACUGUUACCAGCUACCACCCACAACAAGACCACAAGACCCAAAAUGUCAAUUGUAUUACCAGCAAUAAACAUAAAUGAGAAUGUCAUCAACGGGCAGGAUUACGAAGUGAUGAUGCAGAUUGACUGUCAGGUGAUGGACACCAGGAUCCUCCACAUCAAAAGCUCCUCCGUUCCCCCUUACCUCCGAGAUCAGCAGAGGAAUCAGACCAACACCUUCUUUGGCUCCCCUCCAGCAGCUACAGAGGCAACCCACGUUGUCAGCACCAUCCCCGAGUCACUACAGUAGUGCCCAGCGGCUGUGAGGGAAAACUAAGAGCAGGACCUGGCACAAUGAAGAGCCGGCUGGAGAAAUGCUGUUUUCUACCUUCGUGGCAGGAAUUCAAGGGGGAAAGAGAAGAAAUGAGAAGCUGCUGUGUUACUGACCAUCUGCCCAUCUACUUGGAAAGCACUGGAAUUUCGAUGCAAGCAAAUGGUCUUUCUGCGAUGGUGAAUGUAGCCCUGAAUCCAGUGUUACCUGGUGUAGUUUUUCUUUUCCCCCCGCACCUUUGCAAACCGUGUCCAUCCUUUUGUUUUAAAUACGUGUCUUCUUUCGAAUGAGAUUCUGUCUCCCUUUUUGCCAUUUCACAUAUUGACACACAGCAAAGUCAUUUUUAUUUAAGGCUAUAUAGCACGAAGAUAUUCAGACGGUUUCCACUGAUGGAAAUUUUCAUUCAUUUAAUGAAAAUUCGUUCUGGACAUUGUCUUUAUUUGGAGGGAAAAAAGAAAACCUCAAAACCAAGACAGCCAAAAACACCCCCCAAAAGAGUCAGAACAAUAUGGAGCUUUAGGUGAAAGGGAAAUUUCUCAGUUGGUAAAGUUUACUUGGGAUUUGUGGUCCACAUCUGUACAAAUACUGUUUGGGGGGCUCGGGGGGCUGGGUAUCAAAUUUGAGAGAAUGAUACAGGACAGAAGGGUCAGCAGUGGGCCUUUGAGAAAGAGAACUCCAUUGGUCAAUGUGUCUAAAACAUGAAAGGCCAAUACAGGUGCAGUGAAAGCCACAGCUGCCACUCAUUUUGAGAACACCAGACCAUGCGAGAUCACCACAGGUCCUGUGCCUUCUGUCCACUGAUCGAGGCAGAGCCUCCAGCAGCACAGGGCAGCCCCUUCAUUUUCUUUGUGCGCCCUCGCCCUCUGUGUGAUACCACAUUCAGCCAAGGAACAUGGACGGGACUGUAGACUUCAGCAAGGCAAGAGCUGCUCUCCUGAGAGUUGACCAGUAUUUGUUGCUUAAGGCGAGGCAGGCAAGUCAAGCCCGGAUUCGUGCUGAGAGCUGUAGCCCAUAAUAUGGCAGUAAUUUUCAGUUGGGCCAGUGAAAAGUUAGUGCAUUAACCACUUUGCCACCUUCUAGUAAAAGAAAAGGAGCAAACAGCUGUGUUCACCUAAAUUUUACUGUGCCUUGCCUACUUUCUUUCCUUUAGUAGCAAGUUAGAAAUUCUGUUCCUUUGGUAAAUUCAUAGAAAUGGAUCUCAGACAGUGACGUCCACUGAUGCUCUUCCUUCAAUUUCUCUCUCUCUCUCUUUCUCUUUCUAUAAGAUUUAUUUAUUUAUUUGAAAGACAGAGUUAGAGAGAGGGGGAGAGAGACAGAGAGGGAGAGAGAUCUUCCAUCCGCUCAUUCACUCCCCAAAUGGCCACAAUGGCCAGGUAGGCCAGGCCAAAGCCAUGUCUCCCACAUGGGAGGGACUUGAACCAGGACCCAUAUGGGAUACCGGCGACCAGGCGGCAGCUUAACCUGCUGAGUCACAACGCAGGGUUCCCCCCACCCCGAAUUCCUUCAGCUUCUAAUGUGAGUCUUCCUCUUCUGUGAAGCUUUUCAGUUUCUCAAUAGAACGCAUUCAGCUAAUACCGCCUCUUACCCAAGUGACUUGCCUUUGUCAGAUUUCUUUCCAUUCCACACUGUACCAAUCAGUCCCUCUCCCUCCUCGCCAAAAAAAAAGGAUGGGGGUGGGGGUGGGGGGGAAUCGCAUCAACUUCUUAAGGAUUCUAUGUACCCAGUUAGUGUCCGGGGCCUGUGAAUUUAGGACUAGCUUCCAAAUAAUUUUGCUAAAUUAUUCAUGAAGAACCUAAAUAAUUUUGAAGAAUCCCUAACACAACAGCCUCUCGGGCUCAUUUGAUGCUUCCCCUGGGAAAUCAGGCUCACCCUGCGAGGGGAAGAAGACGGCUCUGUUGUCCCAGCGCCUGAAGUAAGCAGUUUCCUUUCUUUAUAUCACAAACCAGGCUGGGCCCAGGAAGCACGCCCCGCCGAUUUAACUUUCAGACAAAAGGUUUUUUCCCAGGGGAACCAUGCUUUCAUGGGUGCCAAGGAAUAGAAACCAAAUGCCUGGAGCCCACUAGGUUACUGGACGUCGCCCAGGCCCCCUCCUGCCCCUUCCCCUUCUGAAAUGUGAAUUUGUGGGACAGGAGGCUGUGACCCCGGGCUGGUGGGCAGCAGCCUCCCGGCCACUCCCAGGCUGCUCAUCUUCUGUUGCAACUGCUGUCUGUUGUCACCACCGAGACAAACACAUAGGCAGGCGGUGGAAGUAAGCAAGGCCUCCCUCCCUCCUCUCCCCUCUGCACUGAAUUGCGUGGGAAGACACCGUCACAUGGUCUCCUCAUUGUAGCACUUCACCUGGCUUUCUCCUCUACCCUCAGCUUUUCCCAUACUCCUUAGCCUGGAGACUUCGGUUCACCAACCUCUCACACAGAAGAGUGUGGGUGACAGGAGGGAGUCUCACCACAGAGCAGGCAGGCACUGGAGGGACCGGCGGCCCGGUCGCAGGGCCAGGCCCGCAGAGCAGUCUGGGAAACUUGCCUUCUCGGCCCUUUCGGCUCCUUGUCAUCCAUGGCCUAUUCCUGAAUGGAGUUUUUUGAGACAAGGGAACUGGAUUAUCCUCAGGGUAGACUUUGAAGAGACAAGCGAAAGGCGACUGGCAAGUGCAAGUUUAAAUUGCUGGCAAAACUAUUAUUAAUCCCUAGGCACAACAGUUUUUAUUGUAAUGCUUAGCCCUUUAGUAAAAGGGAAGUGCUAUUCCAGGUUAAUAAAUGAAGCAGGUGUUUCGGUUUAAUUUAUUUUUUUGGUGAGGUUGCCCUUUGGAGGUUAUAGCCAGGAAUUCUGGGAAGUAUAAGUCUUAUACACACACACACACAAACUUUUAUAGUUAAUAAAUUUUGAAUGGGAUUAUGCAAUUUGUGAGAAAAUUAGAUAUACUCGUGGAGGACGCAAACCUGCCUGUUAUUAGGUGACUCUGUGUAUUUCAGGCCAGUAAUACAACAACCUCAGAAGUGAUAAUAGAGACCAAUGCAAGCAGUCUUUCUUUUUUUUAAAAAAGUUGUAUUUAUUUAAUUUAUUUGAAAGGCAGAGAGAAAGCUCCCAUCCACUCAGAUGUCCACAACAGCUAAGGUUGGGCAAGGCCAAAGCAGGAGACUGGAAGUCAAGCCUGCUCUCCCGUGUGGGCGUCGGGGACCCACGCACUUGAGCCAUCACCUGCUGCCUCUCAGGGUGCACAUUGGCAGGAAGCUGAGAUAGGAGCAGAGCCAGGACUUGAACCCAGGCACUGGGCUGUGGGAUGCCAGUGUCGCAGGCAGCAGCUUUGCCGCACUAAAUUCACACCCUGGGAGCAGCAGUCUUUGCUUGUUUACAAGUCCCAAAUGUUUUAGACUUCAUGGUGUAAGUGGGUAUUUUCUAGAGCUAACUAUGGAGUAAGAUGUAGGCACUUCUUCCUGGCGUUAUCUCAUAAGCACAGGGACACCGAUUCGUUAGGAUGUUCAUGUAAACUGACUCCAAAGUUAGAAAUUAACGCAAAAGGUUCAGUCUUGAGGCAAAUAUAUUGUUUACCAUGCUUGUAGUGUACAACUUUACAUUAGAUUAAUGACUACAAGUUCCAGCACAAAGCUGGUAUUUCUUUGCCUUGUCUUGUUUGCAAAAAGUAGACGUGGAGGUAUUUGGAAGCAACAAUGUUAAGUGAGUCAUUCUUAAAUGUUCCUAAUAAACAUUACAUAGAGAAGGAACUUAGGGUUCAAACUGAUUUUUUUUCUCUCUCUCUCCUGUUUAAAGAGACACUGCCCUGAUGCAACUUGGCUGGCUUUUCCUCCUGGGCAUGCAUUUCCUGGUUAUCACAGCAGUGGGACACUGGUCAGAUACUGCCACGGUGGCAUUUGAGUGACUACCGCUGGAGAAGCCCCAAGCUCUGGGCAGCUUUCAUGCUAUUUGGUUUUUAUUCCUGACGUCUUACUAAGCCAGGGUCUUGAAACUUGAUGGAGAUGUAUCACAGGAAGAAAAAAACAAAAAAAACAAACCUUGUAAUUGCAUUUGACUUUCUGACACAUUGAAAAGUUUCCCAGGCACUUUCACUUUCAGCAACAUGUUAGACAUAACCACUUUUACUCUCCUACCUGAAGAGUGGGGGUGAGGGGCGCUGAUCCGAUGCCCCCUUGCAGUCUGACCUAAUGGAAACUUUUCCGCCCGUGAAAGCCCUCUCUUUCCACCACAUUCUGACUGCCUGACUCGCUUCCUUUAGCAGACCCGUAGGAGCUGCGUUGCGAGGGAGACCUUUUCCUGCUGUGGGCUGUUUCCCAUGCAUGUCCCUCUCAAACAAGCUUGCUGACUGUCAAAACUGAUGGAAGCUGAUGACCCUCCACGGGCCCCACAUUCUGUACCAGAAUGUCGUCAGCGUCAGUCUUGAGUCAUUUUAGUUUACGGAAAUUAGGAUUUGUUGCUAAUCUGAGUACGGCUUUUAACUUCUACCUUAAAAACAAGAAUAGAACCUAAAAGAAAGAGAAUAAAAUGUAAGAAAUUUCCAUUCCUACCCCUAAUAACAUCUAGAAGGGGAAAUUCCUGUCUCCUCCCCACACCCACACCCACACCCAUACCCCUGCAAGAUUGUAGUUGAUGUUUAAUUUUCUAAGAAACAGAAUACUGGACUACCCACAAUGAUAUUGCCAGAGUCCAAGAGGAACUAUGCACAUAAAAGAAAUGCAGUUUUCUCCUACCUGAAAAAAAAAGAAAUCAUAGUUUGUUCUGUUAACUUGUGUUUGUAAUGGCCUAAGCUUAAAGCAAAGUGUGUUUUGGAUAAGUCUAGAGCUGUCAGCGGUUUGUUCUAAUAUAUGUGUAAAACUGUCAGGUGCAAUGGAAUUUAAGAAAAAGGAAUGUCAGAGGUAUCCGAUGAGGAAAAUUUAGUCUUGCGUACAAAUCCUGUCAUGGCUAGCCACGAUCACACAGCGGGCAGCAUUCUCAACAUACUGAUUUGCUAACUCUAAGUAUUAGGGAACUAGCACAUGAAAAGACUUUUAUUUAUAUUAGACUUGAGAACCAAGGAACAAAGAAAUCAUAGUUUGUCAUUUGUCAAACACCACGCUGUUGUGCUGCUUGCCCCAGUGUGUUGGUGACCACUAGUUAAACAACCGAGGAGGCUCGUCACAUCCCGGGCACACUAAUCCCAGAUGGAGAUUAGCAGGCUGACUUUCACAGCAAAUGUGUGUCGAGCCAUUUUGACUCCUAGUGACCCUUCGUUUCCGGGUCAUUCACCAGUAGAGAGGGCACGAUGGGGAAGCAGCACUGUAGGUGAAAACCUCUAUGCACUACUAGCCUUAGAGAUACUAGCUUCUAGUUCCCAUCAUGUUGACAGUGGGCGUGGGCCGAGACCAAUGGAGCUGCACCCACACAGCCCGCAGACCCCGAGGAGAGCGUGGCAGAGGUGCCACCUCACUAGAAUUUUCUUUCUGAGGUUGUCUCCAUGCUAACUUACAAAUGUGUUAAAGAUGAGGAGCAAAGAUGUUCUUUCCCCGUGGUUUCCAAUGCAUAAAGAAAUAAUGACAGUAGACUAUUUCGUACUUUAAUGCAAGUCUUUAUGAUGCAAUACCUGUUCUUUCUCUAAAAUCCAAAUAAAGACUUUUUAA
Messenger RNA from Lepus europaeus (European hare), 7710 nucleotides. RefSeq names its product activating transcription factor 6 (gene ATF6). Gene Ontology annotation, biological process: endoplasmic reticulum unfolded protein response; regulation of transcription by RNA polymerase II. Gene Ontology annotation, molecular function: DNA-binding transcription factor activity, RNA polymerase II-specific; RNA polymerase II cis-regulatory region sequence-specific DNA binding. The record is from RefSeq and is a predicted model, not a curated record. Gene Ontology annotation, cellular component: nucleus. The coding region runs from base 107 to 2086 and encodes 659 amino acids. NCBI's taxonomy places the organism in Eukaryota, Metazoa, Chordata, Mammalia, Lagomorpha, Leporidae. The transcript is spliced from 16 exons.